This is a messenger RNA of Galeopterus variegatus (Sunda flying lemur), 1670 nucleotides long. It is a transcript of the gene KRT25, whose product is annotated as keratin 25. Gene Ontology annotation, molecular function: structural molecule activity. The transcript has 8 exons. Gene Ontology annotation, biological process: hair follicle morphogenesis; intermediate filament organization. NCBI's taxonomy places the organism in Eukaryota, Metazoa, Chordata, Mammalia, Dermoptera, Cynocephalidae. The coding region runs from base 55 to 1407 and encodes 450 amino acids. The record is from RefSeq and is a predicted model, not a curated record.
CACUCCAUUCUGGCUUUCACGAAUACAAUUCUGCACCACGCUCGCCCUGAAACCAUGUCUCUUCGACUUUCCAGUGGAUCCAGGAGGUCCUGUCCCCGUCCCACCACAGGAUCACUCAGGCUGUCUAGCGGGGGAGCUAGCUUUGGGGCUGGAAAUGUCUGCGGCCUAUCUGGAAUUGGAAGUGGCUUCUCUUGUGCCUUCGGUGGCAGCUCAUCUGGAGGAAAUGCAGGGGGAGGCAACCCCUGUGCUGGCUUUACUGUGAAUGAGGGGGGCCUCCUUUCCGGCAGUGAGAAGGUGACCAUGCAGAACCUCAACGACCGCCUGGCGUCCUACCUGGAGAAUGUGCGAGCUCUGGAGGAGGCAAAUGCAGACCUUGAGCAGAAGAUCAAGGGCUGGUAUGAGAAAUUUGGGCCCGGCUCUUGCCGUGGUCUUGAUCACGACUAUAGUAGAUAUUUCCCAAUAAUCGAUGAUCUUAAAAAUAAGAUCGUUGUUUCCACUACCAGCAAUGCUAAUGCUGUUCUACAGAUCGAUAAUGCCAGGCUGACAGCUGAUGACUUCAGACUAAAGUACGAAAACGAGUUGGCUCUUCAUCAAAGUGUGGAGGCUGAUGUCAAUGGGCUACGCAGAGUUUUGGAUGAGAUAACUUUGUGCAGAACGGACCUAGAGAUUCAGUACGAAACCCUGAGUGAAGAGAUGACUUACCUUAAAAAGAACCAUAAGGAGGAGAUGCAGGUUCUGCAGUGCGCGGCUGGAGGUAACGUGAACGUGGAGAUGAACGCGGCCCCCGGCGUGGACCUCACGGUUCUGCUCAACAACAUGCGAGCCGAGUACGAGGCCCUGGCCGAGCAGAACCGCAGGGACGCGGAGACCUGGUUCAACGAAAAGAGCGCUUCGCUGCAGCAGCAGAUCUCCGAGGACGUGGGAGCCACAACCUCAGCCCGAAACGAGCUGACCGAGAUGAAGCGCACUCUCCAAACCCUGGAAAUUGAACUCCAGUCCCUCUUAGCCACGAAACACUCCCUGGAGUGCUCGUUGACAGAGACCGAGGGCAACUACUGCACGCAGCUGGCGCAGAUCCAGGCUCAGAUCGGGGCCCUGGAGGAGCAGCUGCACCAGGUCAGAACCGAGACCGAGGGCCAGAAACUCGAGUACGAGCAGCUCCUCGACAUCAAGGUCCACCUGGAGAAAGAAAUUGAGACCUACUGCCUCCUCAUAGGAGGGGAUGAUGGGGCUUGUAAGUCUGGAGGUUACAAGUCUAAGGAAUAUGGAUCUGGAAACGUGGGAAAUCAAGUCAAAGAUUCAGCCAAACCCAUAGUGGUUAAGAAAGUUCUUGAGGAGGUAGACCAACGCAGCAAAAUACUUACCACCAGGCUCCACUCCCUGGAAGAGAAAUCUCAAAGCAAUUAAAUUGAGACACAACAGAGAACAUAUGCCAAAUUCCCUCCGAGAAGAAAAGGCGUUAUAUAUCGGUCCUGAAAAAAUUAGCAAGUCUAGGAAAAAUGUCUGUCCUGUUGUCUUUCUGUUACUUUCUCUUUCUCAGCAAUCAAUAGCAGUAUCUCCCCAUUCAUCGGGAAGAAUGUCACAUGCAAAUAUGAUGACUCAUUUGAUUACCCUAUAGAAAACUGUUGUCAAUUCUUUGUAGUCAAUAAACCUUAUUCUUUAGCAAGUUA